Molecule: messenger RNA, 1736 nt
Organism: Durusdinium trenchii
Lineage: Eukaryota; Dinophyceae; Suessiales; Symbiodiniaceae
Source: the annotation of a GenBank genome assembly
UGCUCCUAGUAGCGAGGCCAGGAGCCCCUAGUAGCUUCUUUGCUCCUAGUAGUAAGGCCAAGAUUCUGCGCAUGUGACUUCUCUCUCAUGGCAUGGCUGUAUCAGGGUUGAGAUUAAAGGGCUCAUGCUGGGAUGCUUGUGUAGUUUUGCCUGCGGCUUUGUUUUGUCCUCGGAAUCCGUUGUGUAUCUUCCAUGACCCUUUGCCACAAGUCUGACUUCAAGUUGAGUGAACCUAAGGUGUGGUAACUGCUCUCUAUGUUCGUGGACAAGAGCUCCGCAGACAAGGACACGUCGAGGCUGCAAUUGCGGAUUGGCAAAUGGCUUUGCAAUUUCUCGGUAAGGAGUUAGGACUGGAUUUUCUGGAGUCCACCGAGUGGCCGCUCCGCUCUGCGCAGAUCCUCUUUGCUUUGGCUGAGGCGAAAGCCAUCGUGCAAAGCUGGCCCGAGAUACCUAUGAGGGAGAGAUGGAACGCCGUUGACCCGUUCAGCAUUUUGGUCGACCCGUUUUGGUCCAACUGCGUUCAGGUCAACCCUGCUCAAAAGCUCAAGGAGAGGAAGCCAAAUGUGGUCCUUUAUGGCUACCACCCUGUCCUCGUGGAGCCGGUCUCCGCUCUUUCGGAGGUGCUUCAACUGCAUUGGUUUGGUGUUAGCGAUCGAGACUGUGCAUUCUUCAAGAUGUGCAACAAGAAGAGUACCGAGAAGCCAGUGCCUGCAAGACUGAGAUUCAAGAUCUACGAGUCAGACGUCGACCUGAACGAAGUGGAAGAUGCAUAUCGGAUCUUUUGGGAAGCUGAAAUGAGAUUAGGAUUGCGAGCAGAUUUGAUCAUAUGCAUGGAGCUUCGUGACGCAUUUUUCCUCUGGAAGAUCACUGAGGUGGCAAUGAUCUACUAUCCUGCCAUCAUUUUCAUGCAGGAUGAGGCUAUGAACGACUACAGUGCCGACGUACUCAUUCAGCAGUUCGAGGAGCUCCGGAGUCAAGACGUGCUCCGGUUUGGAGGAUUGCAAACAGGAACCGUUGCGAUGGUGGCCCAGUCACCGUAUUUGGCAGCGAGUCUGGAGUACCACACCGGGCAGAAGUUGCCCUCUGUGCGACCCUUGGCACGCUAUGUGGAGGUGAAAUACCAGCCGAACAGCUCCAGCAUCCUGGUCCUUUGUGCCCGGACCCGGCUGAUGAUGUCCCACAGCUGCCGUGGGUUGUUUCGUGAGGGGCAGCGAAUGGUGCCACGAGGCACCUUGCAGGUGCGCUUGCCACCGGGUGACCAAGAUGUGGUUCACGGCUUCACAUUCGAGGAGGUCUCGCAUUUUCGUGCGACUGUGUUGAUCCCAUGGAACAUUGCCGUCACGACCUUCUACGAGCUUUAUGCUAUGAACAUGCCCCUCUUCGUGCCCGACGCCCUGUGGCUGGCUAGACUCUGGCCAAAGCAGAUGACGAGCUAUGGUAGGAGCCAUCCCAAUUUGCAUCAACGGUUUCGACCAAACAACGAGCACCCGACUCCAUAUCCUUCGUUGGAUUCCUUAGAAGAUGACUUCCAAACCAUGCUGUAUUGGGCACGUCGUUAUGCCUUUCUGGAGAUGCCGGGCGUCCAGAGCUUCACCUCCAUACCUCAGCUUCUGUUGAAGAUGACAGAUGUUGACUUCCAGAGCAUCUCAGAGAAGAUGACAGAGGAGACCCACAAAGCCUCUCAAGAGGUCAUCCCUUUCUGGGCUGCCUUGAUCAAUGAACUCGUGGCCAAAUAG